Monascus purpureus is the source of this 2037-nucleotide messenger RNA. Lineage: Eukaryota; Fungi; Ascomycota; Eurotiomycetes; Eurotiales; Aspergillaceae. The record is from the annotation of a GenBank genome assembly.
AUGUCAUCUUCCCCGGAACCCUUCAGCGCGUCAUCGCCGACCGGAUCUCUGACUAGGCGUUCUUCGCAAUACACAUAUCGUCAGCUACAGCUGCUCCGUCAGGCUUCGACUUCUACCCCACUUCGAGUGGUUGCGCAUAUUGACCUCGAUGCAUUCUACGCGCAAUGUGAGAUGGUGAGGCUUGAGACGCCGCGCACCACGCCUCUAGCCGUUCAACAGUGGGACUCGCUCAUCGCGAUAAAUUACCCAGCACGGGAAUUUGGUAUAACUCGGAUGAUCAGCGCGAUCGAAGCCAAGAAACUUUGCCCGGGUAUAGUUCUGCAGCAUGUUGCUACAUUUAGGGAGGGUGAAGGUGGGAAGUGGGCGUACAGGGAUGACGCCUCUAAACGAUACAGUACAGAUAAGGUGUCGCUGGAUCCGUAUCGGAGGGAGUCACGGAAGAUCUUGAAAGUGAUCAGAGAAGAACUGUCAGGAUGGCGAGAGGAUCUCGUCGGGGGUAGUGGUGAGACACCAGAGUUGCAGAUACCAGAUGCUCCUCUUGAAAAAGCCAGUAUCGACGAGGUCUUUAUUGAUUUGUCUCCAUUGGUUUUUGGUUCCCUAUUAAGAAAAUAUCCGGAAUUACGCCAGGGUGCUGGUGGUGAUGGCAAUGCAGCCAUGUUACCUCCGCCUCCGACGACUGCGCUGGAAUGGGAUGCCGAAGAGAACCUGGUGGACCUGGACAAGAACGAGUCCGAGAUGGACAAUCCAGACUGGGAUGAUGUUGCAAUGCUUAUAGGCUCUGAUAUCGUCAGAUCUUUGCGUACAGCGGUUUGGGGAAAGCUGAGUUACACGUGCUCUGCAGGUAUCGCGAGAAACAAGAUGAUGGCAAAACUGGGUAGCGCCUGCAAUAAGCCGAACAAGCAGACUGUUGUUCGAAAUCGUGCAGUGCAAAAGUUUCUAGGCGGUUUCAAGUUCACAAAGAUAAGGAUGCUUGGAGGCAAGUUGGGUGAUCAAGUUGCCUCCAUCUUCGGAACUGACCAGGUCAGUGAGCUUCUGAAGGUUUCGCUGGAGCGAUUCAGGGCAAACUUUGAUGACGAAACGGCUGUCUGGCUGUACGGGAUUAUCCGGGGAGAUGAUAAAAGUGAAGUCAAUCUCAGAACCCAGAUCAAGUCCAUGCUGUCGGCCAAGUCGUUUCGACCAAGCAUCAGCUCUAUUAACCAAGCAGACAAAUGGCUGCGAAUCUUUGCGGCAGAUAUCUACGGUCGUCUUGUUGAAGACGGCAUGCUUGAAAAUAGACGCCGUCCGAGAAUAAUCGCGUUACAUCACAGGCAGGGUUCUCAGCUUCGAUCUCGCCAGGCGUCUAUUCCCGCUUCGAAGCCAAUUGAUGAGCUGAUGCUGUUUGAACAUGCGAAGGUCUUACUUCGGCAGGUUGUCGGUGAUGCAGGCGUUUGGCCUUGUUCGAAUCUAUCGCUGAGCGUUGGCGGGUUCGAAGAGGGCGUGGCUAACAAUAAAGCAAUAGACGGGUUUCUUGUUCGGGGAGAACAGGCAAGAUCUCUAAGCAAGCAGAUGAAAGGAAUGGAUACCCCAGCAGAACGGUCAUCAGUCCCGAUGAAGAGAAAACUAGAGGAUAGAGGCAUACAUCGUUUCUUUACCAAAGACACUGGUACUUUGGGGAAGGCUUCAUUGGGAGAAACACGGCAUGCAGUAGAACAGUCAUGCAAUUCAGACCCUGUACCUCCGACAGAACGGCCAAAUGACAGAGACAUCUACUACGCCUCUCUGGAAGGCGUUGCAUCAGACGAUAUCAACGUCGGGCUUUUCCUCUGCGAUCGAUGCGGCGAUUCAUUUCUUGAAUUGCAAAGGGUUGAGCAUGACGACUGGCAUUUUGCAAUGGACCUGGAGAAGCAACAAAGGGAAGCAACAGAAUCAUCUCCACAGAUUCCACGCUGGCCCGAUGGUCCAGGGAAAUCUCAUGGUCGGAGCGGCAAUUCAGGUAAAACCAGUCGCAACGGCCGCGGCAGAUCUGAGAAAGGACAAAUGCGGCUUAACUUUGGAUAA